AUGCUUGCCCGUCUUAAAAACAUAUUCACCCCCUCCACCAAUCCUUCCGUACUUCUUGUUGUUGGCAAGUUUGGUGCUAGAAUCCAUGUUCUUCAUCUUAUACCCGAGGACGGCACCAUCGAACGCUUUUGCCUCGUAAUGCCAUCUUCGUUUACUACCUUCCGCUACCGUGGAGCCAGAGAGCUAUCGCGCGAGCAGAUCGGCACAGUCACGCUUGACGUUGGAGAUGGUGUGAUUGGUAAUACCUUCCUCGACGACGUUAAGACACGAAUCUACAAGCUACAGAAUGAUUCCCUAAGCUCGAGCCCGGCGCAGCUACAGACAGGCAGUACUGAGGUAACUCAGCUCGUGCAAGACGUCCUUCGGCCCGUAGCACUCGAUGCGAUUCAUGAAAGAGAGGGGCGAGAUCGCUCUAUGCGCGCGACAGAGACGUACCCUGUUUUUAUUAUUUACAUCACACGCAGCCCAGGGAGGAGUUUUCUUGAGAUGACAAGCUAUCCUUAA
Penicillium roqueforti is the source of this 504-nucleotide messenger RNA. RefSeq lists its product as uncharacterized. The transcript has a single exon. The coding region runs from base 1 to 504 and encodes 167 amino acids. The record is from RefSeq and is a predicted model, not a curated record. NCBI's taxonomy places the organism in Eukaryota, Fungi, Ascomycota, Eurotiomycetes, Eurotiales, Aspergillaceae.